This is a messenger RNA of Astrephomene gubernaculifera, 804 nucleotides long. The record is from the annotation of a GenBank genome assembly. NCBI's taxonomy places the organism in Eukaryota, Viridiplantae, Chlorophyta, Chlorophyceae, Chlamydomonadales, Astrephomenaceae.
AAACAGUCUCCCAUAGGCGGUUCUACCGUUAGCUCGGUGCACAGGUUUGGGAGUUCACAGUAUUAUACAUGAGCAAGCCCAACAACGCGUGACCUACUAUAUCCAGGGUAUACCACAAUUGCUGCUAUGUCAUCUCAUACAAAAUAAUUACGUGUCCUGGGUUACCGAUGCACCAGGAGCUGUAAGACCAACCUGAUCGUUAGGGCCGCCACGCCGGAACCCGUUUAAGGGCCGACCGCUGCUGCUAGUAGGCCAUCUGCAUACGCCCUUGUGGCCCCGUGCGUGGGCGGGCCGCGGAUGAAUGAGGGGUUUCCUUCGCCAGCUGGUCUGGUGGCUGCCAGCCGGCAUCGCCCUCAACGACACAGUAUGCAGCGUCUUGGUAGUGGAGGGGCAAUCGAUGUCCCCCACCUUGUGCGGGGACAGCGGUAGCGCAGACAUCGUGAUCGUGGAGAAGGUCUCGUACAAGUGGCUUCACAAGUACCAGCGGGGUGACGUGGCCGUACUCUGGGCCCCCGACCAGCCGCACCAGCAGCUGGUGAAGCGCGUCAUCGCGUUGGAGCAGGACAUCGUGUGGGACAGCGAAAAGAACAAGCCCACCAAGAUACCGCAGGGUCGCUGCUGGGUGGAAGGGGACAAUCCGGAGGCCAGUGGGGACUCCAGGAACAUGUACGGAGCGGUACAUCUGGGGCUGCUGGAGGGGCGCGUGACGCACGUCAUCUGGCCGCCUCAGCGCUGGGCUGCGGUACGGCAGUGGUACCCGUCGGACAAGCUGAUCGUGGAGGAGCAGGCGGGCAGCGGGGCGGG